Molecule: messenger RNA, 816 nt
Organism: Angiostrongylus costaricensis
Lineage: Eukaryota; Metazoa; Nematoda; Chromadorea; Rhabditida; Metastrongylidae
Source: the annotation of a GenBank genome assembly
AUGUUUGCCAUCCAUAUUGUUAAGAGUUGGAUUGACCAUUAUCUAACAUGGAAUCCGCUCGAGUUCGGUAACAUUCAAGAAGUUCGACUUCCGAUUUCGAAAAUCUGGAAACCUGACGUGCUACUCUACAACAGCGUCGAUCAACAUUUCGAUAGCACCUGGCCAGUGAACGCUGUGAUUUACCACACUGGGAAUGUCACCUGGAUUCCACCAGCUGUGAUCCGUUCCAGUUGCAGCAUUGACAUCGCUUAUUUUCCGUUUGACUCACAGAAUAUUGGGAUUGCCUUUCACUUAGAUCUCACUUCAAAACGUUCGAUUUUCUACUAUGAAUGUUGUCCGGAACCAUACUAUGAUGUCACUUUCACCAUAUCAAUAAGAAGAAGAACCUUAUAUUACGGGUUCAAUCUCGUCCUGCCAUGCAUGUUAAUUUCCGCGUUGGCCUUGCUCAGCUUCACCUUACCGGCUGAUUCGGGUGAAAAGCUGAAUCUAUGCGUUACGAUUUUUAUGUCGCUUUGUGUAUUCAUGCUAAUGGUUGCCGAAGCUAUGCCACAAACUAGUGAUGCACUGCCUCUUAUCGGUAGUAUCAUUUUAUAUGCUUAUCAGCACCAUAGACCAAGUGAGGAAAACAUUCCAGAAGUGUACUUCUCGUGCAUUAUGUUCGAAGUUGGAGCAUCAGUGGAACUGAUGCAUGCUGAACGGGCCGACUGGAUGUUCGCAUCGAUGGUGAUCGAUCGUGUGUGCUUCAUCACAUUUUCGUUCUUUCUUAUUCUUUGCACACUUGUUUUGUCCUAUCAGGCACCGCAUAUAUUUGUCUGA